AUGUCGAAAUCCAUGUUUCGAUCGCCCCAAGAUGACUCCUCUUCCUCAGAGUCAGGCUCUAUAUCUUCCGAAGAGGAGCAGGGGAACGGCCACACGCCUAGACAGGGUGGCAAUUCCAGCUCUGUUCAGGAGAUCGAGCCCACCAGUGGUAGCCUGGACACAGAGUCCGCGGCUGGAGAUAUACUAGGUGGAGGCGGCUCUCUCUAUGGGGACCUAGGCUUCCGUGAUAUCCCUGAUGUGGACGCUGAGGGCCAUGCAGCUCUCAUGACCGCCGCCCUGCUGGAGCACUACUGUUUGACCAAAGCCUGUGGCAUCCUGAACGAGCAGUCCGGUAGCCGUGGGCAGUAUACACUAGAUUCACCGGAAGUCAAACUUCUGGGGCGGCGUCUUUAUGCAUACCAAUCCAAGUUUUUGUCAUCUCACGGUAUCGUGGCUCCUGGAGUCGAUAAUGAUAACUGGGAGAGUACACGGCAGUACUAUAGGGAAGGUCUUGAUACCAUUGGUAUGGCAGCGUUGGAUGGGUUAGAUUUAAAUGCCAGAGCGGUGCAAACACCCAUAGAUACCCCUCAAGAUCCCUUCAUGGCACUGGGCGCAAAGGAGAAAGAUGCAGGCGGUGGUGGUAAUAGCAGGGUGUUUACAAUGAAACAGUCGACCAACAUUAGUCUCCAACGGCUGAUAACCGGUAGAGCAGAUGUUUCACAAAGUCAAAACCAGUUUUCUUCCGGGCUGUUGAAUCGUCUACAGCGUCAGGCCACCCCUCUCGCACGACCCAUUAGCAUACCGUUCCUGUAUUCUCACCCAUCGGGAGUGGGAGGGUCUCGGUACGCAACUGAGUUCGAAGAAGAAGCACUGAUCGGUAGAGGCUCCUACGGUGUGGUGUACAGAGUCAGACACCAUGUUGAUGGACAGGGUUAUGCUGUGAAAAAGAUCCCACUGAGCUCUAAGAAGCUACAGCAGUUGCGGGAGAGAGGCUUGAGGGAGGUAGACAAUAUUCUAAAGGAGAUUAGAACACUGGCAAAGCUUGAACAUAUCAACGUCGUUCGCUACUACGGAGCUUGGGCGGAAUAUUCACCUACCCCUGUGACCUCUCGAUCCUCUUCUCCUCCAAAACGGCAACAGACGCUCCUCAAUACUCCUUACGCUGAGUAUGACGGUAGUGCAUCUAGCUGUGGCAUUGUAUUCGAAGAAUCUGACCAUGGGGUUGUUUUUGAAGAACCGUCUGGCUCAUCGCUAGUACAAGAAUACGAACCUGAACCGUCUGUGGACAGAUUGUCUACCGGUGAUCAAGAUAGACGAAGAGGGAGCUUCGCAACAGUCUCCUCGGAGAGAUCCAUGAAGUCCUUCGUGGCCAGUGUCGAAGAAGAUGAAACAGAUACAAUCGAUGAAGAAAAUAUUGAAUCCAUUCCUCGCCAGCUGAGCUUUUCUUAUUCAGGGCAAACUUCUGCAAGUGAAUCCAGACCUGAUAUCUUUAGUGAUGGGCUGGGUGGCGGAGGCUCAAAUAUGCAACUUGAUAGAAAAUCUAGGUCCGAUACUGCGGCACCAGUAACACUACACAUCCAGAUGUCUCUCCACCCACUGAGUCUAGCGAAAUACCUUGCUCCACAAGUUGUCGGCAGUGCUACGAACGUACCUCGUCAUUGCUAUCACAUCAUACCAUCCAUCAAACUACUACUAGGAAUUGUCUCGGGAGUAGACUACCUUCAUGCGAAGGGAAUUGUUCAUCGAGAUUUGAAGCCUGCUAAUGUGUUUUUAUCUCCCUCGGAUACAGAACGGGAUAUACAUAUGUGUCCGACCUGUAGCUAUCAUGGACAUGACCACAAGAUCUACUACUCGGUUCCACGUAUCGGUGAUUUCGGCCUGGUUGCGGAGUCGCCUACGUACGGGAAGGGUACGGCCCCAGAAGAGCCUCAUCCCAUACCCGUCCGACCAGUUGGAACAGAGUUCUACCGUCCACCAGCCUAUUCAUUCAGCAUACAAGACUCGGCAGACCUACAUCUGUAUUCAGAUAAUUCACUUGACAUCUAUGCCCUGGGUGUCAUCUUGUUUGAAUUGCUGUAUAAGAUUGAUACCCGAAUGGAGAGACAGAUGGUUUUGUCAAAUCUGACCUGCUCUUCAAACAAUCUUCCACAGUUUGGGGAAUCUACCCGAGACAAGGAGCAAUGUUUGUGCCCUGCUCUUCCGGCUGACUUUGCAGAUAAGAUUACGCGCAGCUGUACCGAACACAAGUGUCCCAAAGACGACACGAAUGAUGAUGACAUUCCCAACGCAGCGAAUGAAAUUGCAAAACGUUUGGCAAUGUGCAUCAUGGGAAUGGUGGAGCUGGAUGUCCACCAUCGAUUGACCUGCAAGCAAGUCCGAGAAGAAUUGGAAGAGAUACAAGACCUGGCUGAGCGCCUAUUGAAGGAAAGAUGA
Molecule: messenger RNA, 2412 nt
Organism: Nannizzia gypsea CBS 118893
Lineage: Eukaryota; Fungi; Ascomycota; Eurotiomycetes; Onygenales; Arthrodermataceae
Product: PEK protein kinase
Exons: 1
Coding region: 1-2412 (803 amino acids)
Biological process (GO): protein phosphorylation
Molecular function (GO): ATP binding; protein kinase activity
Source: RefSeq, a predicted model, not a curated record